Phalacrocorax carbo (great cormorant) is the source of this 9664-nucleotide messenger RNA. The record is from RefSeq and is a predicted model, not a curated record. NCBI's taxonomy places the organism in Eukaryota, Metazoa, Chordata, Aves, Suliformes, Phalacrocoracidae.
GGUUUCCCGCCCGCCCGCCGCGGCGGCCGCGGGCUGAGGGCGCGCAGGGCCGGCGGCGAGACCCGGGCGCGGAGGGCGGGGAGGCGGCCGCUGCCCCCUCCCCGCGCGCUCUCUCUCACACACGCACACCCCCACCCCGCAUACCCGCACCCGGGAGGCGCUCGGCGGCACCGGCGGAGGGGGAGCCGCCGCCGCCGCCCGCCUCGUCUGCCCGCCCGCCCGCCGCCAACCCCCCGCCUCGGGGGCGGCUGCCCCCGGCGGAGCCUCCAUCUGCAGCCCGGCGGCGGGAGCGGGAACAUGGCGGACCUGGAGGCGGUGCUGGCCGAUGUCAGCUACCUGAUGGCGAUGGAGAAGAGCAAGAGCACCCCGGCGGCCAGGGCCAGCAAGAAGAUCACCCUGCCCGAGCCCAGUAUCCGCAGCGUUAUGCAGAAAUACCUUGAGGAAAGGGGUGAAUUAACCUUCGACAAGAUCUUUCAUCAGAAAAUUGGAUUUUUGCUUUUUAAAGACUAUUGUAUGAAUGAGAUUGAUGAAGCUGUCCCUCAACUGAAGUUUUAUGAAGAGAUAAAAGAAUACGAGAAACUGGAUUCUGAGGAUGAGCGUCUGAGCCGAAGUCGGCAGAUUUAUGACAUGUACAUAAUGAAGGAGCUCCUGUCUUGUUCACAUCCUUUCUCAAAACAAGCUGUAGAUCAUGUACAAACACAUUUAGCCAAGAAACAAGUGCCAGCCAGCCUUUUUCAGCCAUAUAUAGAAGAAAUUUGUGAUAGUCUUCGAGGAAAAAUAUUUCAAAAAUUUAUGGAAAGCGACAAGUUUACUAGAUUUUGUCAGUGGAAAAACGUAGAACUAAAUAUUCAUCUGACCAUGAAUGAUUUUAGUGUACAUAGAAUAAUAGGAAGAGGGGGAUUUGGUGAAGUGUAUGGUUGCAGAAAAGCAGACACUGGAAAAAUGUAUGCAAUGAAAUGUUUAGAUAAGAAGAGAAUCAAGAUGAAGCAAGGAGAAACAUUAGCCUUAAAUGAAAGAAUUAUGCUGUCUCUUGUCAGUACAGGAGACUGUCCUUUCAUAGUGUGUAUGACCUAUGCCUUCCAUACCCCCGACAAACUCUGUUUCAUUCUGGACCUCAUGAAUGGAGGAGAUUUGCACUACCACCUCUCCCAGCACGGAGUGUUUUCUGAAAAAGAAAUGAGGUUUUAUGCUACUGAAAUCAUCCUGGGUUUAGAACACAUGCACAAUCGCUUUGUGGUGUACAGGGACCUAAAGCCUGCAAAUAUCUUGUUGGAUGAACACGGGCAUGUAAGGAUAUCAGACCUCGGGCUGGCUUGUGAUUUCUCCAAAAAGAAGCCCCAUGCUAGUGUAGGUACCCAUGGAUACAUGGCUCCAGAGGUGCUCCAGAAGGGAACAGCAUAUGACAGCAGUGCGGACUGGUUCUCGUUAGGCUGCAUGCUUUUCAAACUCCUGAGAGGUCACAGUCCUUUCAGACAGCACAAAACCAAAGAUAAGCACGAGAUCGACCGGAUGACGCUCACCGUGAAUGUGGAGCUACCAGAUUCAUUUUCUCCUGAACUGAAGUCCCUUUUGGAAGGGCUCCUGCAGCGGGAUGUUAGCAAGAGACUCGGAUGCCAGGGAAGAAGUGCACAAGAAGUAAAAGAACAUCCUUUCUUCAAAGGCAUUGAUUGGCAGCAAGUCUAUUUACAAAAGUAUCCUCCACCAUUGAUUCCUCCCCGGGGAGAAGUAAAUGCAGCAGACGCUUUUGAUAUCGGGUCAUUUGAUGAAGAGGACACUAAAGGCAUUAAGUUGCUUGAUAGUGACCAGGAAUUAUAUAAGAACUUCCCUCUGGUAAUAUCGGAGCGUUGGCAGCAAGAAGUAGCAGAAACUGUUUAUGAUGCAGUAAAUGCAGACACAGAUAAAAUUGAGGCCAGAAAAAGGGCUAAAAAUAAGCAGCUUGGCCACGAGGAAGAUUAUGCACUUGGGAAGGAUUGUAUUAUGCAUGGAUACAUGCUGAAAUUGGGGAACCCGUUCUUGACUCAGUGGCAGCGUCGUUACUUUUACCUCUUCCCAAACCGACUUGAAUGGCGAGGAGAAGGAGAGUCACGGCAAAACCUACUGACAAUGGAACAAAUAGUAUCUGUUGAAGAAACACAAAUUAAAGAUAAGAAAUGCAUCUUACUGAGAAUUAAAGGAGGAAAACAGUUUGUCCUACAGUGUGAGAGUGACCCAGAAUUUGUUCAGUGGAAAAAAGAGCUGACAGAAGCCUUUACUGAGGCACAGAGGUUGCUGCGUCGGGCUCCAAAGUUUCUCAAUAAAUCUCGCUCAACAGUUGUAGAGCUUUCAAAACCACCACUCAGCCACAGGAAUAGCAAUGGUCUGUAGGAGAAACAGAGAACUAAGUUCACUUAGGGAAAGCUACUUCGUGAACAUGUUGAGUUCCACAGAAUCCUUGUGAAUUACUUUGUGCAAUCCUGGACGCGGGAUGUGCUUAGAAGAGGAAGAAUUAGAUGUUUACAGCGUGGGAUAAUGUCAGAACUCUCUGUCUAGAGGUUGUGAAGACUGCAACAAUGGCAAGUGAAUUCAUGCUCCUAGCAGUGGUGGAAAUAGAGGCUGCAUAUUGCUCCCAUGCGUUCCCACACCCUGGCGGUGUCUAAAACGUGGUCCAUUACCCUAGAACUACCGAUGGAAGGAAGACGCUGUUUUCUCUGCAAUACCCUUGUUUGGUGCGUGCCAAGCCUGGAGACUGGAAUGGUUACUGCUGGCUGGGACACACUUGGGUGUGCAAUACCGACAAACCCCUCAACUGUGGAAGGAGCUGCAGACUUGCCAUGUUGGAUAACCUUUAAUCUGUCGUGUUGCCAUGUUCUUUCCGACCAUUACUGCUGACUUUAUGAUAACCUUUCUCCAUACUGCUGAUGAUCAACAGUGUGACUCUUAUGCACUUCAAAGUACUGAAUUCUAACUGUCCUGUGGUUUAAGUGUUAUUGCUACUUCAUGGAAACAUUGAACUCAAAUUAUUCACUUAGGUUGUUGUACUCACUAAUAGUAGCUACCACCGUUUUGCUUCUUCUACGUAUAUGCAGUACUAUAACUGACACAAUAGAGUAAUAAUUGGUGAAGAGGAAUUUAUGGUAGCUUCAUCUAGUGCUCUGUUGUAUAAAUUGACUAUUUUAGCACAGUUUUUAAAGAGCAGAUUCCUUUUGACAAGUUUACAGUGAACAUAAAGACAGUUCUUUUCCAUUUCAGGUCAACUGCACUUUUUAAAAAUUAAAAAGAAAUUAUUCAAAUCCAAUGCAUUCUAGUGCAUGUACUGGGUUAAAAUGUCUGGGUACCUCGGUACGUAUUCUGGAUCACUCUUCAGUUAUGGGACUUGUGGAUCCUUCUCUGUUGUACACAAAAACAUUAAGCAAGUGUGUUCUCAUAGCGUUAGAUAUCCCAGACUGUCACUGUAGCUCAGCUCAAGAGGUUCGUGCACACAUCACAUGGCUCGGCUUGCAAAAGGAUUUUUAAUUUUCUUUUCUAGAGAGUUCAAACUGUCCACAUUGAAAACAGUCUGAGGAUACUGAGGAUGGAACUGACAAGACGAGCUGGUCAAAUGCCAGAUUUCUAUUAAUUCUACUUGAGACAUCAGUUGUGUAAUGUGGAAACUCUUGCUAAAGUAAAGAUACAAUCUCUUAACUGUUCAACAGCUUUAAGCGUCUGAAGUCAGCCUUUGCCUGGUUAUUGUGAUGUUUUGUAAGAGAGAGAUAGGACAGGGUUUAAUUUAAGCUUUUUUCUGAUUCAGUAAAACCUGAGAGAACCUUUUCUGCCUAAUUACAGUGGUACAACUCUCAUGGUCCCUAAAGACAAUGGGAAUUGCAUCUCUGUAAAUGGGAACAGAAGUCACACCAACAGCUUACUCUGUCCACGUGGUGUGCACGGCUUGUCUAGCUUGUGUUGCUAACAGAUAACCACGGAGUUCUAGACCUGUGUCCUUGUAGAAGAGUACAAAUUGGCAAAAAUAGGAGAAUUAUUCUGAAAGUAUUUAUCCUGAACACACUGAUAAUAAAAUUGGAUGUAUUUGCUUCUAGAAGCGGGAGUGGCUUAACUCUGCAUAGCAUGUGCUUUCACACGUGUGCGAACUCUGUCUGAUCAUCUGGUGUAGCAUAAAAGGAAAAAUGCAUUCUGGAAGAUACCCCGUGUGAGUCAGGUGAUAUCUUUUAAUGACUUUUUCCCCAUUCGUUCCCAUUUAUUUUUCAAAUUUGUCAUUCUGACUGGUAAGUGAUGUUUAGCAUCAGCAUCCUCUAUAAGGAGCAGUUGUGGUAUUUACCGAGAUGUGGCACAGAAAGUGUCUAAUCUAACUGUGCUGACUGUGCACUGGAUGUUGUUAAGCGUUUCCUAUAAUACCAUGCAAAGCUCUUAUUCUUCGUCUUGAUUUGGAAAACAACUUCCGAUUGUGAUAAAAACCGCUCAUAGUUCUUGUGUAACUUGUUCAUACUUUCCUAGUUGAUUAUCAGUUCCAUUCUUCUCUUUUAGUUGUUUUCCAUGGUUGCUUUUUACGCUAAAUCCUUGUUGGCAGAGUGUUGUGGUUUCUGAUGCAGCAUACCGUAGAUCCUAGAGGUCUUUUCCAACCUUAAUGAUUCUGUGAUUCUGGACGCUGGUGUCUGUGAGGCGGGGAGGGACAGAUCUGUGAUGGGGAAAUUGUGCCUCAAAGCCGUAGAUUUUAUAUGAAAUGAAGGCUGUGUAUUGACUUACGGAAAUAUGCAUAUUUUGAAGCGUGACAGAAUUGGGAUGGCCCUAGAACGUGCUCGUUAGCGUGGUCCGUAUUGCCUUGGCUGGGUACAUGGCGAUUUGAAACCAGCUGGCAGCUGAGCUGUGCCGUCGGUCAGCACCACUCACCAGUGUCUGAUGGGGGUGGAAUAGUAAAAGAUUUGUUUUUCUUUAGUCAACUGAUUUAUCGACAAUUUAUAACAGCUUUAUACUUGUGACUUACAUACGACUGUGCUGUUAGAAGAGAAAGAUACCAUAACGAAAACCGUGUACGUGUGAGGGAAGUUGGGAUCCCAGUAACAAGUGGGGUUCUGCCUGGAAGGGACUGGAUCUUCUGGUGUGGAGGGAGAACUGGAAUUCUACCCUUCAAGGCAAAAUAUUAGAUACUGCUCCGAACUGAUCGUUCCUGGUUUAGGUACCAAAUUCUCUGAAGUUUUUUCUGGACAGUGAUUCUUGAUGGUGUUGUUUUACAUGGGGAUCUUCGGCUGUACGUGUAGAAAAUCUGUUGAACACAGAGAACAUAAGAGAACAUAAGUGGUGUUGUCUUUUAUGCAUUUUGACCACGUUUGUAGGACUUUUUUUAUGUUCAGGGAAAUAAAAGAAAUUAGAGCUUCAGGCAUCAACAGAGCUGAGUGAAUGAUUAAACCCAGAUUUUCAAACAAAUUAUCUGAAAGUCCUUUAAAAAAUAAUCAGCCGUGCUGAAGGUUUAAGCAUGUACGGGAAUUGUUUCUUAUAUUUCAAAAUAGAGAAUUACAUGCCAGAUAGAGCCAUGUUAAACGCUCCCCUGACACAUCCACAUGCCUUUGGUGCUGCAGGGAUUAUUUUCUAAUUAUUCUUUGUCUCUGACGUACAAGCUGACAAAUGCAGUAAAACUAGAUCCUGGGAAGCGAGCGCGUGAGUGACGUGACUGUAGAAAGAUGUGCGGUUUCUGCAGGAGCUGGGCUCGGGGGUCUCGCAGUGACUUCUAGGAGAGCUGCAGCCCUGUGCGGUGUGCUUCUCCUUUCCCUUUCCCUCUGAGGUAGGGUGGCAUUUUUGAUAUGUGGGAGUUGCUCUAAAUUAAUGUCUUGUUUCAAGGUAGGGAUACAGCAAAUUCUUGCCAAAAUCAGACCUUUAUGAGUUGAAAUUUAAGUGCAGGAGAAGCAAAGCACCGGUUAGUCCUGCUGCAAGCAGAGUGUGACUGAGGAACUGUUUGGAGCUGGGCACGAGCUUAGCCGGUGCCGUAAAGUGUUCCUGGACACGGUGUCAGCUGAGAUGUCCCAUCAUUGCAGGUAUAAAUUAGGUAAUUUUUGUUAUCAAAUUUAUUUGAUAAUUAUUUUGCAAAUUCAUGAAACAAAGGAACAUUUACUAAUUUUUUUAAAACCUUCAUCUAACUGUAGGCUAUCCAGUUUACUAAGUAUAAAAGCUGCUUUAUAUUAGUUAUGUUUGAGCUUUUAUGUCUUGUCACCGGUCCAGCAAAGUCUACGGCUGCAGUCUCACGAGUCUCUAACCCAGGGCUGCUGGGAGAUCAGCCCUGCUGGUGUAAAUGCUGGAGCUGAUCCAACUUGCAUUGACAUUCCCAAUGUGUUACCCUCUGUUAGGCUUCACAAACAAAGACUCGGAGCAUGCUAAUAAUAGUAGGAUGCGUGGAUGGGAAACCUGGCAGGUAGGGACAGUGCCGUGCUCGCUGUGCCAGCGUGACAGCACACAGCUCUAGGAGAUAUACCUCAGCUUAGUAGCAUUCAAAUUUUCCUUAAUUUCAAUAGCUCUCCUUUAGAAAUGCAGCAGGAAUUUCUUCUUCUCCCACUUCUGCAAGGGGAAAAAAGGGAAAUAGGAUCAUUGGGUUGGCUUUGGUUUUAUUAUAAAUGCAGGUGUUUGCAGUCCAGUGCAUAGAUAAUAGGAAAUGUUGUGUGUUUGGUGCUAAACCCAAACCUCUUUAUCCGAGUUGUAAUCCCGUACAAGUGGAUGCUGUUGGUGUCCGUUAGAACUGCUCGGGGUGUCGAUUUUGCGCAUUUGAGGCCAACAGCAGCGUUGCCACGAGUAGGAUCAAGCCCCCAAUACGUGUGAUGACUUGCACAUUGACGUUUUGUAGGUUUACAGUCUCCAAUGAUAGUAAAUUAGCUCAUGAACAGUGAAAUACCUGGAGCUCUGUGUGUUGCUCUUUUCCUGGCAGCUGAUCAGUUUUAGGACUAGGUGGUUCUUCAGUAUCACAUCCAUAUCUACAUCCUGCAGACAUUCGCAGUCACACACUGGUUUCACUGUUCCCCACAGAGCAGAUGGCAAUGAUACAGUUUAAAUUAGCUCUGAAAUGCUCACACUCUAAAUAUAUAUGGAGGAAGGACUAUUUUGAAGUGUACAGUACAAAGUAAAUAAUUCUAGUUGUGUUGAUUAAUGUAAGGAAUGAGUCAAUUCUACAAAUUAAAAAAAUCUGAAAAGCGUAUUUUGAAAAAGCAUAGUAUUAAUUUUAAUAUUGUAAAAAAAAAAAGGAAAAUAUCUAAAAUAUACAGAGAACAUAUGUAUAUCCAAACGUCUGAGGAAUUUCAAGAUAAUCUACUUUUGUUUUCGGUUGAUUUCUAUUCCAUGGUGUACAUAUUCUGUGAAUUGAACAUUGGGUGUUUUAAUACUAUUGUUAAAUUGUAUUUUUAUUUUGUGUUAAACUAAUCAUCACAGACUCAGCUUUAUUUUGUUUAUGUAAAGGUUGCUAUGCUAUGUAGGUAUAAAACCAAGAAUUCUAUUUUAACAAAAAAGCAUUUUAUAUUAUUUAUUAAAUACAUGUUUCUCCAACUUCUGACAUUCCACGGAAUUUCUGCUCCGUAUAUGUAUAGAAAUGGCAGUUCCUUUCAAGCGGGAUCAGCCAGCUUUAUUCUGUUUUUCAUAAUAAAGUUGAACUAGUUUCCCUCCGUCCAGCUUACCCUUCUGUUACGAGCGUAGUGACUUGCAGGCACUGUCAGGCCUGUCUCGAAGCGCAGUGGCUCGUGGAUGCAGAAACAUCUGAAAAACUCUUGCAAAUAAAACCCUCAGUGUGGUGUUACUAAAUCCGCUGUUCAUUCCUCAGCAUUACAGAGAGCAAGCUUGUAUUCACAUGAGUCUGUGCUGGGUUAACGAGAAUUAAUGACCUUAAACUGGGGCAAGGAAUCGGCUUGAUAUUUGAAAAAGCUCCGAUAUUUGCAAAGCCCUUUAAUUCUAAGGUUAAUGAGUGAGUGGAAGGGAGAGCCCGGAGAGGCUGCGGGGACAGGUCUGCUCGGAGUGGUGCCUUACACCAGCCCGGUUCGGGAUUAGGGCAAAGACUGGCAUCGAUGAUUGCAAAAAUGUAGGUACUGAAAGUGGUUUUUGCUGUUUCAGGGUGAUUACUUGGUCCUUAAAAAUAGGCUAGAGCCCAGGAAGGCGGGAGAGGUGUUCUGCAGAGCUGGGCAGCCAGGACUGUGCUCGCCACCCCCGCGCUGCGGCUGAGGAGGGGAGCAGGCACCCCCGGGACCCUGGCAGGGGCCGUCCCUGCGGGGGGUGUCGGGAAGGCGAGCCCGCGCACCCUGAGCUGAAACCACCUCACGAGCCAGCCCCUCGCUGCGAGUCGCCGCCGGGCAGGCUGGGCCAGGCGGGGAGCGGGGCUCAGCCGGGCUGCCGUCCUCCAUCCAUGGCGCGGGCCCGUGGGGCGGGCACGCUCUGCCUGCCAGCCGCGUUUGCUGGAGAGCUGCGGCAGCUGGGCACAUCUGUAGAUAACCAAACCAGACACCUCCUUCCCGAGCAAGGUACAGAAAUAGCACGAUACUCAUCAGAUAACUCAUUUGCUAAAAAUAGUUCCAGUUGCAAUCAUGGUCUCUGCAGUUUGAGGAAUACUCAUGGUAUUAAAGCACGUGCUUUUAAUUUCCACUGUGGUGGAGCCUGAAGUAUGUGCUCUUCAGGGCUUAACUGAAUGACAUCUUGUGGGUGAAAAGUGGCUUUUGCCAGCUGUGCUGCUGAAGCCGCCUCUUGUUGAGACGCUUCCCGAAGCGGGUAGGGGGUGGCUGCCUUUCUCCUUGUAGUAGUUCUUGCCUUGUUUUCCAUUUCCCCCUUCUCACGCCUGCCUGAUGGUGCUUUCUUUCUGCGGCUGAGGAGUGAGCUGUAGUGUUGGGCUGUUUCUUGCGGUUUCUCAGCGUCACCCGCCAGAACUGUGCUGUGAUUGGGGUAGUGCCGAGCCCAGCGCUGCAAACCUGACGUGUGCCCAAGCAGGGAUUCCUUAGAAAAACUGGGGACAGGAUCAGAAAGCUGGUUGUUCAUCCAGGGUCAGGCUUUGUCCCGGUUUGUGUAACUCGCUGUGCUGCCAGACUGGAAAAGGAGACAGGCCAGGUGCAGCUGCGGGCUUGCCUGGCUCUGGGGCUGGGCAGAGGCUUUCCCGGCUGUAGCAGGCACCUUUUCCUUAAAAAGAGGGAGAGAUCAGAGAGCAGGUGAGGUGGCAAAUAAAAAUUUGUCUGAAAAACAGAAUAAAGCAGGAGCAUCCUAGGAGAGGCGUUUUUACAAGCACUGUUUCAGUGAUGACAUUUGGUCCUUUAAAAAAAAAAAAAAAAGGAGCAGAAUCACAUGAAUAGCUACUAGUGAUUUAAAGAAAUAUAUUGAAAGAGAACCUGUUUUCAAUGUGUAAUUUAAUGGUAAGAAAAGCCAGUAUCUGUAAAUAACUUUAGAUAUUGUAUCUAUGAGAAUCAUUCUUUGUUUUAUGUACUUGGCUCUUUUCAUAUUUAUUGUGCAGAGGAGGGUGUGCCCCGUGCCGGUGUAUGCUGCUGCACGUUCCAGUAGUACUUCUCACAGAGACUAUCUUCAGAGUUUACAGUCCUCGGCGAUUUGUGACUGAUGUGCCACACUUAGUUAAUUCCGCCAUUAUUUUUUUAAAGGAUUAUUUUGGCACAACUAAGCUGCUUCUGUGUGUUGGUCAGUACAACUGCUCUCAUACAACGAGAAUCCCAAUAAAAACCGUCCUUUGCGUGUG